UGGCUGCACAUGUGUGCGGCGCUCCUCGGCGGCCUCUCUGGAGUCAGUGCAGUUCCACAGCUGGAAGCAAUUAUUCCAUCAGCAAUGGCUCUGAAUGCCGGAUUUGUCCCGAGAACAAGUGUGCCGAGGGCCUCCCGCUGUGAAGCCCGGGCCGUCCUUCACCGGUGCGGGAGCAUGGCGAGCGCAGCUCAGGGAGACAUGGAGCCCACACACAAGAGAGCCAAACACAAAGAGCCGCUGCGACGAGUGAGGAUCAAGGAGAACCGCAGCAGGAAGCAGGACUCGCACGGGCCGUCCAGCGUGUACCUGCAGGUGGUCGGUGCGGGCAGCAGAGACAACGCUGCUUCUCUCUACGUCUUCUCCGAGUACAACAGGUAUCUGUUCAACUGUGGCGAGGGGACUCAGCGCCUGAUGCAGGAACACAAGCUGAAAGCUGCACAGCUGGACAAGAUCUUCCUGACCAGACUGAGCUGGGAGAACGUCGGGGGCUUGUCAGGGAUGAUCCUGACGCUGAAGGACACUGGUGUUCCCAAGUGUGUUCUCUCUGGACCUCCACAGCUGGAAAACUACCUGAAGGCCAUCAAGUCUUUCUCUGGACCGCUGGAGGACAUCGAGCUGUCGGUGCGGCCGUACACCGAGGAGACGUGCUCGGACGAGACCAUGACGGUUCAUCAAGUGCCCAUAUUUGCGCAGCCGCAGUCCGGGCGGAGCCCAGACUCACGGUGCCGUCCAGGGAGUCCGGGUGGCAAGAGAAAAGAUUCCUGUCUGCUGGUGGCCUUCAUCUGCCGGCUCCAUCCCAAAAAAGGGAACUUCCUGGUGGCCGAGGCCAAAGAUCUGGGGCUGCCUGUAGGAACAGCAGCGAUUGGUGAGCUCAUCAAGAAGCUGAAGAACGGAGAGAGCGUCACGUACCAAGGGAAGGAGAUCCGACCCGAGCAGGUCUGCACCCCGACAGAUCCAGGACCGGUCUUCAUGGUGGUGGAGUGUCCGUCUGAGGAAUUUGUCAAACCCCUGUGUGAGAACCAGCAGCUGCAGCGGUAUCACUCUGGUGGGGAGGAGGACCCACCGGCGCUGGUGGUCCACAUGACUCCGGAGUCCCUUCUGAAAACGGAGCUGUACCAGGAGUGGAUGGAGAGGUUCCCGUCGCGGACAGAACAUCUGAUCCUCAACGAGAGCGCCACCACCACGCACAACCUCCGCAGCCACAAGAUCCAGGCUCACCUGAACAUGAUCCACCCGCACUUCUUCCCGCUGCUCCAGUCCUACACCGCCAAGGAUCCUCCGGCGGCCCCGCGGGUCUCCAUCGUCAGAGCCGAGUGCCUGCUGAAGUUCCAGCUCCGGCCAUUGAUGGAGUGGCAGAGAGACGCCAUCCCCGUCUGCCACACUGACCACUUCCUGCAAGAGGCUUCCCAAAUCCCCAACUUUGUGGAAGAGGCGGCGCAGUGCAGGAAGACGUGCGCGGCUGGCUCCGGACCGAAGGAGACGUUUCCCGAAGUGGUGUUCCUGGGAACCGGAUCAGCUCUUCCCAUGAAGAUCAGGAACGUCAGCAGCACUUUGGUCAACAUCAGUCCGAGUCGCUCUCUGCUGCUGGACUGUGGCGAAGGAACGUUCGGGCAGCUCUGUCGACACUACGGAGACGAUGUCGAUGAAGCUCUGUCCAGGAUCUCCACGGUCUUCAUCUCGCACCUGCACGCCGACCAUCACACGGGUCUGGUGAAGUUGCUGUACCAGCGGAGGAGAGCUCUGGUGACCUUGGGACGGACCUGCGGUCCACUCUUCCUGGUGGCUCCGGCUCAGAUCAUGGCCUGGCUUCAGCAGUACCACGACCACUGCGAGGAGCUCCUGAGUCACAUCAACCUCAUCCCCAACAGACUGCUGCUGGAGCACAGCGACCCUCGGGGGCAGAGGACUCACUCGUUCCUGGAGGAGAUGCUGCGUGAGAACCAGCUGCUGGAGUUCCAGACCUGCUUCGUGCGCCACUGCAAGAACGCCUUCGCCUGCAGCCUCCGCCACCAGUCCGGCUGGAAGCUGGCCUUCUCCGGCGACACCAUGCCCUGCGACGCCUUCGUCCGCAUCGGAAAAGACGCCACUCUGCUGAUCCACGAGGCCACGCUGGAGGACGGGAUGGAGGAGGAGGCGGUGGAGAAGCGGCACAGCACCACCUCGCAGGCCAUCGGCAUCGGGAUGAGGAUGAACGCUGGCUUCAUCAUGCUCAACCACUUCAGCCAGCGCUACGCCAAGAUCCCGCUCUUCAGCGAGGACUUCACCGAACGAGUGGGGAUCUCCUUCGACCACAUGCGGAUCCCCCUGUCGGACUUGAAAACCGUCCCCAAACUCAUCCCUGCUCUGAAGACGCUCUUCGCCGAGGAGAUCGAAGCCAUGGAGGAGCGACGCGGGCGCCGGGAGCUGAAGCAGCUGGGUCUGAAGCGGGAUCCGGAGCUGUCGCCUGACGUGGCAGAGCAGAAGAAAAGACUGAAGGCGAGUUGAGGGGGAGAGAGUAGCUUUGUUGCAGUGACACUUUUUAUUUGGCUGCAGAACUUUGGUGCUUUGCUUUGGAAUGAACUCUGAAAAAAAUCAUGAUAAUAAAAGCCAACCACAGAUUUUCUUCAUCUCU
Molecule: messenger RNA, 2611 nt
Organism: Synchiropus splendidus (mandarinfish)
Lineage: Eukaryota; Metazoa; Chordata; Actinopteri; Syngnathiformes; Callionymidae
Gene: elac2
Product: elaC ribonuclease Z 2
Exons: 25
Coding region: 10-2484 (824 amino acids)
Biological process (GO): mitochondrial tRNA 3'-end processing
Cellular component (GO): mitochondrion
Molecular function (GO): 3'-tRNA processing endoribonuclease activity
Source: RefSeq, a predicted model, not a curated record